This is a messenger RNA of Schistosoma margrebowiei, 2458 nucleotides long. The record is from the annotation of a GenBank genome assembly. NCBI's taxonomy places the organism in Eukaryota, Metazoa, Platyhelminthes, Trematoda, Strigeidida, Schistosomatidae.
GCGGGCGUUUCGAUUCUCCACGGUACUAAGGGCUAGGAUUUUAUCUGGUCUCUAAUUUUGUUGGCAUGUCUUAUCAGUCUCCACUUCACAAUGGAGCUAGUAAGAGAAGUGCUUAUCUUGGAAAAGAUGGUUUACCAAAUCUGGACUCAUUAAAGAUCCAGUCCAAGGACUCAAAUGUUGAUAGAGAAUUUAAAAUUGACUCAGGAGCUCACGUAAACGGUGUAGCUACGGCACUUGCAAAUGGAAUUUCUUCUGUUGAGGGUUACGUUGGGUACUCUAACUUACCUAACCAGAUUUAUCGGAAAGCUGUUCGCAAGGGGUUUGAAUUCAACAUCCUUGUUGUUGGAGAAUCAGGCGUUGGAAAGUCCACGUUCGUGAAUUCGCUGUUUCUCAGUGAAGUUUACAACACUGAUCACCCUGGCCCAUCUAAACGUCAGAGAAAAACUACUUGUGUUCAGUCUCACACAGUUAUACUUAAAGAAAAUGGUGUUUAUCUGAAGCUCAAUUUGAUCGAUACUCCAGGGUUCGGCGACUGUAUAGAUAAUACUAAUUGUUGGCAACCUGUUCUGGAUUAUAUUAUUUCGCGCUUCGAUGAUUACAUUUCUGGAGAGAGCCGAGUCAAUCGUCCGUGCCAGAGCAUCCCAGAUCAGCGUAUCCAUGCAUGCAUUUACUUUAUUGCUCCUACAGGUCAUUCACUGAAACCAUUGGAUCUAGAAUUCCUGUCACGCAUACAAGAUAAGGUUAACGUAAUUCCCGUGAUCGCUAAAGCUGACACAUUGACUCCAGAAGAAUGUCGUGAAUUCAAGAAAACAAUACUAAGUGACUUAGCAUCUAGAAAGAUACGCGUAUUCGAGUUUUUCGACCCACCUGAAUGCUCAGAUCGGAGCAACGAUGAGGAAUUAGUUAAACUACGGCGACUACGUGAUAGGGUUCCCUUUGCUAUUGUCGGAGCUAAUACACUGAUUACUAAUAAUGCUGGAGUUCGGGUUCGGGCACGUUCUUAUCCUUGGGGUAUCGUCGAGGUUGAAAACAUGGAUCAUAAUGAUUUUGCUGCCAUACGAUAUCUUUUGUUAAGCGUUUACAUGCAGGAAUUACGUGAUGUGACUCAUAAUGUUCAUUAUGAAAAUUAUCGAAAUGCCAAACUUUCAGGCAUUGCUUUGGAGAGCCACUUUCAAACACGUGAUGGUAAAGAUCCAAUGGCUCUCAUGGAAGCUGAGAAAAAAGAGCAUGAAGCCAAAAUGCGUAAAAUGGAAGCAGAAAUGGAAGCUGUAUUCGACCAGAAAGAUGAUUAGGCGUAAAAACGUUUUGUAUAUUAAACAGACUAAUGUUCAUGCAGCACAGUUGAGGGGUUUAUAUGGUUGAAGAAAAAAAUCAGAAACUUCGUGAACUAGAAUCUGAUUUAAUGCGACGUGUAGAGCAAAUGAGAGAACAAUUAAAAGCCCAAGAAUUAGAACAAGAAGCUGCUCGACGUGCUUUUGAAUUAGAACGUCAAAAUUGGGAAGAAAAUUGGCGUGAAUGGGAUAUUGGUGCAGAGAUUGGGACAAAUGGUCCAACACUAGGCCUUGGUGAACGAGUUAUGAAUGAGGUAAUUAAAGAACGUGUAAAAACUGAAAAGAAAAAGAAAGGACUCUUCUAAUUUCUUAAAAAUUAUAUUCUUGAACUGGUGAAAUAAUAGGUUUAUUUUGUUCCCUAUUGGGAUUAUAUUUCUUCACUAUUGCUAAGCUAAAUCAAUUGAAUAUAGUAUCCGUUUACUAUUUACGGUAUUUGUGCAUUUCUUCAGAAUAAUUCCUUUGAUGUUAUAAAAUCAGGUAUUUUUGACGAUCCCCAUUUGCAUUUACAUCACCGGAUAAUUUUCCUUGUCUUCAUUGUUACUGUUGUUUUCGCUGCUGAUGCUACUGUUUUUUUCUAGUCCUCAUGUUUUCUCUUCGUUCUUGUCGUUGCCACUGUUUUCGUUUUGUACUAAAUAUUUUGAUUUUAUCAAUGCUGUCGUUUUUAUUCCUUUUCCAUUAUCCGAGUGAAAAAGAAUCCAUAUGAGUAUAUUAUUAAUCAUUAUCUAUCAAAAAUUAUCAUUAGUAUUAAUAAUUAAUGUUAUUACCGAAAUAUCAUUUAUUAGUAGGUAGGUAUAAAUUGUUUGUGACCUCAAUCUGUAACGAUUUGUUUUUUGCAAUGAUUAGACUUUAUUUCAAUUAACUAUUACUAAUAAUGUGUUUUCUAAACGAUAAACGUCAAGUCAGUCCAUGUUAUGAUAAGAACAAACAGGUAUAAUCAUGUAUCUAUCAAACUAUCUUUAUUUGCAUUUUUCUUUACAAAUUUAUUGCAAUCAUAAGAACAUUUAUGUUGACUUAUCUGUUUUACUUCAUAUUUUUAUUUGACAAUCAAAAUUCUCGUGCUUUAUUAUAUUCUUUUCGAAAGGUAUGCGAACAACCCAUAUUUUAUAAAUAUAAGCAUCUAUAUAUUA